AUGGCCGUUGAUAUUUCAGAUAAGGGAUCGAUGACUACUUCCCUUGUAUGUUUAAAGUGUCCUUUAUUGAUCUUCGACAGAGACUUUGCUAUUGAUUUGAUUUGUAUGCCGUUAAGGGGAUUGGAUGUUAUCUUAGGUAUGAAUUGGUUAGAGUAUAACUGUGUUCAUAUUAAUUUCUAUAACAAGUAUGUGCGGUUUUCUACUCCUAAUGAGGAGGAAACUGGUUUGUUGUCUGCUAGACAAUUCCGGAAAUUGAAGCACGAAGAAGCUCUAAUGUUUUUGUUGAUGGCAUCAUUGUCUGUUGAGAAUCAAGAUGCAAUUGAUGAGUUACAGGUGGUGCAUGAUUUUCUCGAAGUUUUUCCCGAUGAGAUUCCUAAUGUACCGCCAGAAAGAGAAGUUGAAUUUUCUAUUGAUCUUGUCCCUGGUACCAGACCUGUUUCAAUGGCACCAUACAGGAUGUCAACAUUGGAAUUGAUAGAGUUGAAAAAGAAACUUGAGGACUAA
This is a messenger RNA of Vicia villosa (hairy vetch), 504 nucleotides long. RefSeq lists its product as uncharacterized. Bases 1 to 504 code for a protein of 167 amino acids. The record is from RefSeq and is a predicted model, not a curated record. The transcript has a single exon. NCBI's taxonomy places the organism in Eukaryota, Viridiplantae, Streptophyta, Magnoliopsida, Fabales, Fabaceae.